Thermothelomyces thermophilus ATCC 42464 is the source of this 807-nucleotide messenger RNA. RefSeq lists its product as uncharacterized. NCBI's taxonomy places the organism in Eukaryota, Fungi, Ascomycota, Sordariomycetes, Sordariales, Chaetomiaceae. Bases 275 to 592 code for a protein of 105 amino acids. Gene Ontology annotation, cellular component: elongin complex. Gene Ontology annotation, biological process: ubiquitin-dependent protein catabolic process. Gene Ontology annotation, molecular function: protein-macromolecule adaptor activity. The record is from RefSeq and is a predicted model, not a curated record. The transcript has 2 exons.
CAAGCUUGCGCCAAAGCUUGUUUGGCCAGUUUGUGAAUGUCAUGAUAAACAACAUCCAACCAGCACCUUAAUGUCAUCAAGCGCAAGACCUCUUUGCGCAUGAUCAAGGCCCAGGUCGCUUAUCGGGCUUCAAUACCAGAAACUAGUUUUCGCUCCUGCCUCUUUUAAGUCUCCCUCGACUUCUCAGGUUGGCUGGCUGGCAGGUGGCACCAAGUACAAAAUUUUUCCUUCCGGCGAAGUUCCUUGGGUCAGCUCGCCGUCCCCAGCCAGGACCAUGGCAGACAGCAAGUACAUCACGCUCGUCUCGAGCAACGGCUUCGAGUUUGUCGUUCUGCGCGAGGCCGCUCUCGUCAGCCCGACGAUCAAGGGCAUGCUGAGAGGCGGGUUCCGGGAGGCCCAGACAGGCGUGUGCGAGUUUCCCGAGAUUAGUGCCCAUGUGCUCGAAAAGGUGGUAGACUACUUUCACUACUGGUACCGCAACCGAGACAAGGAGAACGUGCCCGACAUGGAGAUUCCCGUGGAAAUGUGUCUGGAACUCCUCAUGGCGGCCCACUUUCUGAAUCUCGAGUCCAUGCCCACAUCCAAAGCGUGACUGCAAUCAUGAGCAGUCUUUCAGGCGCAGCUGUCUUCUUUCUUGCUCCUAAACAGCGGGUGCUGUUUUCAUCAGCGGCUCUAGAGCUUAUUGGUAUGGGUUGGCUGGCAGGCGUUCCGGAAAUAGGCGUCACGGGUGGAAACGGCUUAGAUAAGUCAUUGAGCGGAGCGACCAGAUUCAUGAAACUGGUCAAAAAGCUCAAGCUGAAUGGGCUA